UCCAGUCUACUUUACUUUGGAAAUGUCUGUCUCCAACAGGACUGAUUCCAACCUGACAGUCGAGCAUGGUGUGAAUGUGUUCCCUUCAAAUAUUGAGUCUGCAAAGAGGAUUCCUGGCUAUCAAGUUGUCUGUAAUCCUGGAAACUUCACAAAAAACGCUUCAGAAUUCACCUGCAUCUGGACUGGUCUGAAUCAGAGUACAGCUCAUUUACCAUCCAUGUCUGGUCCUCUGUAUCUGGGAACUACAGAAGUGAAGAAUGAGGCUCACAUUAUUAGGGAAAGCUUUUCAUUCACAAUCGAAGCUACUGCUAAAAAUCCAACCAGCAUCUUUGUAUACUGGACCAGCCUGACAUCAACUUCCAUGACAGUCUUUGGUUAUGAAAUCCAGUAUAUGAGAGUAGGGGACAAUAGUUCUGUUGUGAUAAGAACAAAUAACACACAACUUUUGCUUCAAGAUCUCCUACCGAGCACCACCUACAGCAUCAGUGUUACGCCCUUAUACAACAACGCUAGAGGAAUCCCAGGAUCCUUAACCAUUACUACUCCAAGCAUUCCUUCCAGCUAUUUCAUUAACGUAUUUGUGCAUAACAAGACAGCAACGUCUGCAGUAAUCAGCUGGCAAGUGCCUGCGCAAGUUGCAUCAAACAUCACGACGUAUCGAUUGUGCUAUGGUCUUCUGAACAGUUCAGCCCUCAUCAAAAAUAUGACCCUGGCUUCUUCAGUGCUCAGUUAUCACUUGUCAGGCCUGAAAAACAGCACAGUGUACUUUGCACUCAUUUCCGCAGUAUUGAGCCCCUCAUUGGGUGAGAUGAGCUCCAUUGUCUACUUUCUCACAGGAGAGUCAUCCCUAUUGGUCAGUGCAAUGACCAGCAGUCCAACCAGUGCUCAUGUGAACUGGACCUGUCCAAGUUUGCAAAUGGUCUCCAGUUAUGAAGUCCAAUACAUCAGAGUGGAGGAUAAUGUUGGCAACAUCUCCAUUACCAGCAACACAUCGAUCCUGCUUAGAGAUCUUCUCCCCAAUUCCACAUAUUGUAUCACUGUAACCCCGCUAAUCAACGGCACCAGAGGAAAUCCAGGAUUCACAGCGAUCAGCAUGACACAUGAUGUUAGUGCUAAGGCAACCCCAUCACCACUGCAUUUGAUGGUGUCAGAAAUUGGACAGGGAGUGGGCUUGUUUUUAGUGACCUGGGAGCCUCCCGAAGUACCCGUUGGGACCAUCUUGCACUAUAAUGUGUCUGUACAGGCCAAUGGCUCUUCAACUGCUUGGUACCACACAGACAAUCCGUAUCUCUACCUUCAAGAUUUCCUACCGAACACGGUUUACAGCAUCAGCGUGACAGCCGUCGGAGAGAAUGGCGAGAGUCUCCAAAGCGACACAGCUACAGUCCAAAUUCAACCUGCCAUUGCGUCCAGUUCUGUGUCCAGCUUUAAACCCCAGCUCCUGAGCACUGAAGAGCUGUCCAUACGAUCAUCCAGCAUACUGCUCAAACUGCCUGAAUGUGGGGUGUUUGAGGAGGCAGCCAGGCAGCUACCGAGUCUUAGUGGCCAGAACCUGUCAGUGUCCUUGGUGGUGGCAGAAAGUAAAGCGGUUAACGAAGACUUCAAACUGGCAUCCUCUACUCUGACUAAUUUAACUUACAACGACACAAAUAUUGGCAGCACUGGGCCUUAUGUGUCCAUCCAUUAUCUCUCUGCGUAUGACUGCUACAGCAUUACAACCAACAGCCGGAUCAUUCAGAGGGACACUGAAAGCCUUUGUGGUCCUUCUACUGGAGGGUGUGAGAAGAAAUUCAUUAGGGCCAGAAGUAGUAGUACUUUCAGUAUAAGACCUGUAAUCGUGGGGGCCACUGAAUACUGCAACUCAUCAAUACAAGUGUGCAAUGGACCUCUUCGACCAAACACAGGUUACAGGACAAAAUAUAUACUAGUAGAUGGAUCUGGAAAUGAGGUGAUGAGUAGCGAUUGGUCUGACACCUUCAAAACAAAGUCUGGACCAAUCCCAUAUGAAGCCAUUGAGCUCCGGGACAGAGCCACCACAGCCGGAGUGGUCAUUCUUGCUGUCCUCCUUCUGUUCCUCUUUCUUCUGCUUCUGCUGCUGUGCUUUCUUUGCCUGGGGUGUAGCAAACGCAGAAACAGGAAGAUGUACAAGCAAGCCACACCAUAUGAUACACAUCACACCAAAGACAUAGUGAUGAAGAACAGCAUGGCUUCUGAGCAUAACAUCCGGGAGCCAAAGAAUCUUGAACAGAUGAACGGACCAUUUGUAAUUCAGAGCCAAGAGCAGUAUCUGUUUUCGGGCUGGGGAGCUUCCAGCUCUGGUUUCUCAGGAAAGCAACAAGAAUCCCAUACAAGAUCGGUAACCCUAACAACGGUCAUUGACACUGGCAGAAUUUCAUCUGCGCCAGUGGAGCACAACUGAGAACAAGAAGACUCAUCACCUGCUCAUAUGGAGCUGCACACUGCUAUGUGUACAAUUGAUACGAUAUACACGCUGCAGAUUCCUUCAUUUGUACUAAUGUAUUUAUUUUUUUCAUUUGUGUGUUUACCAAUAAUGUUGACUCAAGGAAGAUUAGUCCUCUGCAGUCAAUUAAUGUAUUUCAGUAACUGUGGGAAGAAUCAGACUUGUUUAUGGAUGUAUUUCCCCUUUUCACUUUUUAGAUCUUCUAAAUAAGAAUCUUUUUCAUAUUAUGCAAAACACAUCAAAUUAAGAUGCAUCUCUACAUGUUUUUGAUGUUGAUUCAUUUUUUUCAAUGUUAUAGCAGAUAGACUCAUUUGAAAUUGUAUUGUUAUUUAAGUAAUUUUUGUGAAUAAAAACAUGACUUUGU
Messenger RNA from Polypterus senegalus (gray bichir), 2825 nucleotides. RefSeq names its product collagen alpha-1(XII) chain-like. The transcript is spliced from 18 exons. Lineage: Eukaryota; Metazoa; Chordata; Cladistia; Polypteriformes; Polypteridae. The record is from RefSeq and is a predicted model, not a curated record. The coding region runs from base 23 to 2419 and encodes 798 amino acids. Gene Ontology annotation, molecular function: protein binding.